CAACAAACCCCAACUUUGGCGGCCCAGCAAAGAUCUCGCCGAGCCCAUCGCGCUGCCACCACCAGCCACAUGCAUACCAUGAUGCUGCGCUGCGUCGAGCUCCUCAAGCGCGUGACCGCGUCGUCCUCGGCGAAGCGCGGCAAGCAAGAAGUCUCCACGUCCAUCAGCGGCGCCUCUACCGGCUCGGAGACGCCCGACGUCGAUGAGAAGCCCUCCAACAACACCGACGCGCCGCUUGCGAUCAAGUUUUCGCGCACCGAUACCAUGAGCUGCGACCUCGACGCGCUUCCAGAGCUGUGUCUUGUGAGCCCGGCGACGAUCGCGUUUGAGCACGUGCAAUUGAAGGACCUCGAACUCCUUGGCAUCCUUGGCAUUGGCACGUACGGCGUCGUUAAGCUCGCGCGCCACCGGCCAAGCGGCCGCGCCGUCGCGCUCAAGGUCAUCUCGAAAGAGUACAUUGUGAGUAUGCGCCAGGAAAAGCACAUUGUUCGCGAGCGCUUUGUCCACAUGCGCCUUCGCCACCCAUUCGUCACGACCUUGUACCAGACGCUCCAGGACGACAACUGCCUCUACUUGGUGCUCGAGUACCUUCCGGGUGGCGAGCUCUACACGGUCGUCCACUCGGAAACCAAGUCGCCGAUCAAGCUGCCCCAAGGCGGGCUCCCCAUGGCCGCUGUCCGCUUCUACGCGGCGUGCAUUGUCUUGGCCCUCGAGUACCUCCACGCCCAAGGCACCAUCUACCGCGACCUCAAACUCGAAAACCUCGUGCUCGACGCUUUAGGGUACCCCAAGGUGCUGGACUUUGGCUUUGCCAAGCCCGAUGGCGUCGCCACGCGGAAUGGCACGAUGUGCGGGUCACUCGACUACAUGGCGCCAGAGAUCGUGUCCCGCAACCAGCACGACCAGCGCGCCGACGUCUGGUCGUUUGGCAUUCUGCUCUACGAGCUGUGCAUUGGGUCGACGCCAUUUUCGCACCCCAACACGCGCGAGCAAAUGCGCUGCAUCAACGAGGAACCCGUGUCGUUCCCGAAUGGCUUUGAAGAAGAGCACCCGGACGUGUGCAGCCUCAUUAACCGGUGCCUCGAGAAGGCGCCGUCGACGCGUGUGAGCAGCAUGCGGGCGAUCAAGGCCCACCGCUUCUUCGCAGGCACGUUGUGGCACAAGCUGCUGGCGCACGAAGUCGACGUGCCCUUUGUGCCCGAGCUUCACGGUGCGUUUGACACGUCACGCUUUGAUUUCGCACCCGAGGACCCGGACGAGUACGUGGAGCCAUACGAGAGCGACGGCGACGACUGGGCCAAGGACUUUUAGGUCCCCAAUUAUUAUCUAUUAUAGUUAUUGUAUUAGUUAAGUGA
This is a messenger RNA of Saprolegnia parasitica CBS 223.65, 1355 nucleotides long. Its product is annotated as AGC/PKA protein kinase. Gene Ontology annotation, cellular component: cAMP-dependent protein kinase complex. NCBI's taxonomy places the organism in Eukaryota, Oomycota, Saprolegniomycetes, Saprolegniales, Saprolegniaceae. Gene Ontology annotation, molecular function: ATP binding; cAMP-dependent protein kinase activity. The record is from RefSeq and is a predicted model, not a curated record. The transcript is spliced from 2 exons. Gene Ontology annotation, biological process: peptidyl-serine phosphorylation; signal transduction. Bases 70 to 1311 code for a protein of 413 amino acids.